GGGAGGAAGGGCGGGUGCGCGGGAGGCGCGGCCUCGGGAUGCGGACCCGCCCCCGCCGCCGGGGCCGCCCAGCCCGGCCCCGCAGUGCGAUCGCCCGGCCGCGCCUCACCCGGUUCCGACUUCCCCUCCAGCCCGGCUCGCGCCCCGCGCCCCGCCGGCCACCGGAGAGCCCGCGCCGCCCGCCCGCCGCGCCCGCAGAGGCCGCCAUGGGCCCCGCGCGCUGGCUGGCGCUGGGCAGCCUCCUCGCCCUGGGCGCGCGGCUGGAAGGCCGGCUGGUGGGCGAGGGGGACGCCGGCUUCGGCGAGUGUGACCGGUUCUUCUACGCCGGGACCCCGCCCGCAGGGCUGGCGGCCGAGGGCCACGUGAAGAUCUGCCAGCGCUCCGCGGGCGCCGCGCGCUUCGCCACCCUGUACAGCCCCGCGGACCGCGGCCCCGUGUUCUCCGCCUUCCGCGACCCUCGCCCCGCGCCCGCCGGCAAAGAGCCGCACUGGCUGGUGGAGCCGCAGGAUGGAGCGGGAUCCAGAAGGGAGACUGCAGCAGGAAGCAUUCCAGAGCAGAUUCAGGGAUUAGUGAGGGGCGUGGGGAGUGGUUGGGGCAGCUGUAAAAUCGAUGAUCCCAACAGCAACCUUGAGGAGGUGAUUAAUGAGGCUGACGCCAUCACCACUGUGGACAGUCUGGGAAGCAAGCAGGCCUUGACUACAGAUUACCUGGAUUCUGAUUAUCAGAGAGGACAGCUGUACCCGUUCUCCCUCAGCAAUGACUUGCACAUGGCCACAUUCGCUCUCACAAAUGCAGUUCCGAUGACCCAGACCUUCCAGGAACGGUGGUACAUGAAUCUGAACAGCCUCAUGGACCGGGCCCUGACCCCACAGUGUGGAGGUGGGAACCACCUAUAUAUCAUCACAGGCGCCGUGCCCUCAGACGUCAAAGUCAAAGACAGGGUGACCAUUCCUAAGUUUGUUUGGCUGGCAGCCUGCUGUGCUGUCCCCGGAGGAGGCUGGGCCAUGGGCUUUGUCAAGCACACCACGGGCGGUGAUGUCAUAGAAGAUGUGAUGGUGAAAGAACUGGAGAAACUGCUUCCGUCGAACCCUCAGUUGUUCCAGAACAACUGUGGCGAAACAGAACAGGACACGGAGAAAAUGAAAAAAAUCCUGGAAAUGGUGAACCAAGUCCAGGAUGAAGAGCGGAUGGUGCAAUCUAAAGAAACCACCAGCGCCGUCCCCAGCACAAGGAGCAAGAGGUCUGCUCUGCAGCCUCCAGAGGCCCCCGAGGAAAGGAGUAGCCUUCUGGGGAAUCUCAUAGGCUUCAUCGCCACCCCGUUCAUCAAGCUUUCCCAACUAAUUUGCUGCCUUGUGGUGGGCAUCCUGAAGAACACUGUGUACGUCCUGUGGUAUGCCGCCAAGCAGGUGAUUAAUGGCAUCGAAAGUUGCCUUUACCACCUGGGUUCAGCCACUAUCUCCUACUUCUUGGCCAUUGGGGAAGAGUUGGCAAGCAUUCCCUGGAAGGUACUCAAAGUCAUACUCAAAAUCAUCAGGGCCAUUCUCCGGAUCCUCUGUUGUCUGCUGAAGGUUGUUUGCCGCAUUCUGGGCAUCCCUGUCCGAGUCCUCGUGGAUGUGGCCUCUUUCCCUGUGUACACCAUGGGCGCCAUUCCUAUCGUGUGCAAGGACAUCGCAGUGGGCCUCGGUGGCGCCAUCUCUCUGCUCUUUGACACUGCUUUUGGUACCAUGGGUGGCCUAUUUCAGGUUGUCUUUAGUGUUUUCAAGCGGAUUGGCUAUAAGGUUACUUUUGAAAAUUCUGGGGAGUUAUAGAAUUCAAAAAACUAAUAGUGGCCAGUCACAGUAAAUUUGAUUUUUUUUUUAAUAGAAAAGGCUGGAAUACUUUGUACAAUGAGUCUUUGUUCACUAUCCACUAUCAUUAAUUUUGGCCUUUCAUGGGGAUGAAUGUAUGUUUUUGCAAAGGAAGAUGGUGCAAUUUAGACUUGACCCUAGAGAAAUGGUCACGGUAGGACUAUGUAUAGGUCAUCUGAUAUGAAAUGAGCAAACUUCUAAACCAUGACCUUUAGUUAUUUACUCUGAUGCAGAUAACCAGCUGAGACAUUCUGGUGUUCAUUAAAAUUCUACAGGAGGGGAAAGUGAAAAAAAGGACAACUUUCAACCAAAGAGUUUCCGAGACGAUGAGAAAGAAAUCUUGUUCCUCCUAUUACUCUCUGAGACUCAAGGCAAAACUGGCAUAAAUAUUCUUGGCCAAUGUGUCUUUCACUUCUCUUUCUCCUCAACUCAGCUGAUCUUGGUGAGGUGCAGACAUGCUUCCCUGGUGAAAUAGCUUCCUUAGGGUAGAGAGUCUGUUAUAUCCCUUAGCUUUCUGUGGCUUCCAAGGGCCUUUCAGAUGUUUUUUUCCUCCAGAGUUGAAUUUUGCUGAAUUUUUCUUUUAUGUAAUGAUAAACAUUUUAUGCCAAAAGCGGCAUAAUAAAUUUUGAAUGCAAGGGCAAAGAUGAUUUGCCCCUUGAACACUGUAGGACAGUCUUCUUGGGUAGAAAGAAGAGGGCACAUCAGUCAGACCCCAGCUCUGAGUAAGUGCUGUAGGUCCCAGGACAUUCCUAGCCAAGCUUGGACUAAUUUGAAAUAUAUUCAAUAUCUGGUUGACAGGAUGGAGCUCAAGGACCUACAUGUUAAGCUAAAAUGAAAAUUCAAAUUCUGCAACAUACCAGAUCAGUCUUUCUUAUGCAUCAAGCAAAUACCCAAUACAGUAAAACACAUUGACUUCUAUCCUUAAUAUGAUUGUUUUGGUAUAAAUGUAUAGAAAAGAGCCACUGAACAAAAUCUAUUCUAGCCGUCUGGAAAGUUUACAUAUGUAUAAACCUGAUUAAGAAUUAUCUCGUAGACAAUUAUUUUUAUAGUGUGUUUGAGGCUAGAAAACAUUACUCUCCUAUUAAUGUAAAUUGAUUUGAGCGCUAAUCUCCAGUGUUUUGAUCAAACACUUAUUUUAAAUAUUGCACUGAAAAUGAUAAGAAGAGGAAGCAGAAUCCCCCAAACUUUGCUCUGCCUUUCACAGCUCAGAAUGAAUGGCCCGGAUUUUUAUAAGUGUUCUAAAGAAUUGUUGUGAGGUAAAAAAAAAAAAAAAGGCAAGUGUAAUGUACUGGUCUUGGGGGCCACCAUUCAUCUGAAAGUCAGAUACAAAAACCUGGAGUCCAGAAAGA
Molecule: messenger RNA, 3196 nt
Organism: Pipistrellus kuhlii (Kuhl's pipistrelle)
Lineage: Eukaryota; Metazoa; Chordata; Mammalia; Chiroptera; Vespertilionidae
Gene: ENDOD1
Product: endonuclease domain containing 1
Exons: 4
Coding region: 39-1808 (589 amino acids)
Molecular function (GO): nucleic acid binding; hydrolase activity; metal ion binding
Source: RefSeq, a predicted model, not a curated record